CCCACACCCCCACGCAUCCCCCCUCUCUCGUCGUCGUCGUCGCCGCCGCCUCGCCGUCCCCCGCCAUUGGAGCCAUGGAUCUGGCUCCCGGCCGCCGCGCGCGACUGCUGGUGGCGCUGGCCCUCGUCGUCCUCGUGGCCCUAGCCGCGCGAUCCGGCGCCGAGGUCAUCACCCUCACCGAGGAGACCUUCUCCGACAAGAUAAAGGAGAAAGACACGGUAUGGUUUGUGAAGUUCUGCGUUCCAUGGUGCAAACACUGUAAGAACCUUGGAACACUUUGGGAGGACUUGGGAAAGGUUAUGGAAGGUGCGGAUGAAAUAGAGAUAGGGCAAGUGGACUGUGGUGUUAGCAAACCAGUAUGCUCAAAGGUGGAUAUCCAUUCGUACCCCACAUUCAAGGUGUUUUAUGAAGGUGAAGAGGUUGCAAAAUAUAAAGGCCCAAGAAAUGUGGAGUCACUGAAGAAUUUUGUUUCGGAUGAAGCCGAGAAAGCUGGGGAAGCCAAGCUUCAGGACAGUUGAACUGGAGCUCAAGUGUUCCAUCCUACCACAGUUAAGCAACAAUGUAGUACUGUUUGACAUGCUUAAACUUUUUGAUAUAGUGAGCUUGUACUUCCUCCUGGCGUUUAGUAGAAUGUUAACCACUGCAUGAGUCGCAUGAAACUAUGUAAUUUUCUGCUUCAUACUGCAUUCAAUUACAGCAUGCUAUACUAUAAAGAAGAGUUCAUGGAAAAAGCGCCUUUUUUUUUAAAAAAAAAGAAGAAGGCAUCAUAGAAGUUGCAUUCCAUGCCA
Molecule: messenger RNA, 788 nt
Organism: Oryza sativa Japonica Group (Japanese rice)
Lineage: Eukaryota; Viridiplantae; Streptophyta; Magnoliopsida; Poales; Poaceae
Source: RefSeq, a predicted model, not a curated record